Molecule: messenger RNA, 986 nt
Organism: Tribolium madens (black flour beetle)
Lineage: Eukaryota; Metazoa; Arthropoda; Insecta; Coleoptera; Tenebrionidae
Exons: 4
Coding region: 110-784 (224 amino acids)
Source: RefSeq, a predicted model, not a curated record
CGGGAAAACUCAUAUUAGUUUUAGAAAGAAGGAAAAUUAGUGACAUAACGCAUUUCAGUUUGUUAUAAUAAAAUUCAACAUUGAGACUAUCGUGUGUGAACUUUAAACCAUGUAUCGAAAAAGUGUGUUUUAUGUUUGUCUCAUUAUUUGGUUUUCAAAAUCAAAAGGACAAAAUGAUUAUUUUGUAACUAAAAAAUAUUACGACAAUAAUGUUUACUGCGUAACCAAUAGUUCUUUCGCAUUAAGUUGGGUAAAAGAACCCAUAAAAGAAACGCUUUAUUCAGGUUCACGUUCGCAAUUUAUUCCGUCCACAUCCAACAAUAAUUUUGAUUGUACAAUCGAAAAAAACGAUAGAAAUACUUUUGAUUUCAUAAAACCGCCUUGGAUGGUAAAAAACUCUCUGGAAGCAAAUUUUAAUAAAGUUGUUUUAGAUGAAAGAUGGGAAGAAAUAAAUAUAGAAAUGACGGAAGAAACUAGACAGAAGAAAAGUAAACUUUUAAAAUAUAUUCCAGUUUUAGAAAUAAAUAAUACAAAUUUUGAAAUUCCACUAUCUAUUCGUAUUAAACAAGAAGCUCACAUAUUUCUAUGCGAUGGAGAAAAUCCUCCAKAUUCAAAUUGUUACUGGCUUAUGUUGCAAGCRUGGAGUGGAYACACUACAGCACUACGAAAAUGUUCAGUUGAGGACAUACCCAGUGAGAAAGAAAAAUAUCCUCAGAAAAAAUCCUGUAAAGACCCAAAAUUGUCUAUUAAGGUUUAUGUUAUUUURAUUUUAUUAACCAAUUAACCCUGACACUYYAAUAUKAUACUAUUUUAUAGCAUCKAASAGUUCCUCYUUACCUUUUCGCAAACAAAUGGAGCCACUUUAAACUUAAGAAAYAAGAAAACAAAAUAACAUUCACACAAAUUAAGCGACAUGCUUCUGAAGAAAUCUUCAACUGGGAAGAUAAAGAAGAAAAUAUAAACGUGAAACACAUGAUUAUACACAG